This is a messenger RNA of Betta splendens (Siamese fighting fish), 5637 nucleotides long. RefSeq names its product armadillo repeat containing 2 (gene armc2). Gene Ontology annotation, biological process: sperm axoneme assembly; cilium organization. Gene Ontology annotation, molecular function: protein binding. NCBI's taxonomy places the organism in Eukaryota, Metazoa, Chordata, Actinopteri, Anabantiformes, Osphronemidae. Bases 218 to 2659 code for a protein of 813 amino acids. The record is from RefSeq and is a predicted model, not a curated record. The transcript is spliced from 18 exons.
UGUGCUCGGGCUCGGUAGUGCAAGAAGAACUAGGUUCCGCCAAUUUCGGGUUUAUAAUUGCUUUUCUGUUUUUACUGUGGAAGGCAACUUAAAUCUGGACUGAUAGCUACGACUAAGCGUAAACUGUGUUCCAAAUGGGUUGACGGUAAGUGACACGCCCUGCAUCUACUGUACUCGUAUAAGGAAAUCAUUGUUGGCAAAUGUCACAUAAGGCUGAAUGGCCUCUAUGGAGAGGAAGCAUGAGAUCUGCAGCCCCUUUAUUCCAAGGCGCAACGCUUUAAGGAAAACUAGUGCAGAAAUAGUCAGUGAAGCCAGACAGUUUCUACGAGUCCAGUCCACCCAGCGACCGCUGACGCCCAGAGAUGGACAAAGGCAACUGUUUGGAAAAAGCUCUGUCCGUGCAGACCAUGCCAACAGACCUCCGUCCACCUUUAGUCUUCAUUUUGAUGCUCCUGACUCAAGACCGGGUUCAGGGACUCGUCUCACUCCACUGGACCAUAAGCCAAAGUUUCCAGUCCCCUGUGAUGAUGAGGAUCUAUUCAAGGCCAUUCCCAAACCCCCCACUGACCCUCUGGAAGGAAAGAGGGGGGUGGCGGGGGCACGACCACGUCUCCGCAGGGCCGGAUCUCUCACCAGGUUGCCUCCUGUAGAUGUACAAACAGAUGUGAGAGACAGAUCAAACCCAGGGCCAGGACAAAAGCAGCUGUCAGCUAAAAAACUCCCCGCAGACCACGCCGAGGUCCGAGGUUCCCACAAGCCUGGCCCACGCCGAACAGCUAGUGAAAGUAGAAUAAGGCAGCUUGAUGUUGACUCAGGACCUGGACCUACAGAGUGCAAAGGAGGACGGAGAACAGAGCUGGGGAACAGAGACAACACCACAAGAGCAGACGAGGAAGCAGAGUCAUUGUUCUGGAAUAAUACGGUUGCUCCCCUUCUCAGACAGCUGGAAAGUGUGGCUGCAGGCAGCUCUGAGGGUGCGGUGGACCGCCUGUGUGAUUUGUGCGACGGCCUCCAUGGCACCUUGGCGAACGCGGACAUGCUCGGCCGACGCUGUAAGAGGAGGUCGGGGAUUCUCCGGACGCUGUUCCGCCUCAUCGACGUGAAGUCUGCCCGGCUCAACCUGCAUAUCGCCAAGCUCUGCCUUGCUAUGUGCGUCAGUGGCAACAACCUGCUCAACAUCUGUAAGCUUGUCUUCCAAAUCAGCCGCAGCGAAAGCAACGACAUGCUCUUCGAGAACAACUCCAUCAUCGACUCGUUGCUGGCUGUGCUGAGCAGUGAGGAGGUGUCCACAUCUGGAGAAGCUCUGCUUUACUGUGUCGGCACUCUGAAGUUUCUCUCAGGAAACAGUGCAAUCCUAAAACUGCUACUGGACAAGAACUGUAUCGGCGUGUCUCAGAUUCUGAUCCAGAGGCUUCACACAGUGGAGGAGUCCCAUUUCACUAUUGCAGGACACAUACUCGUACAGCUGACAGCGACCCUGAGGAGCCUCGCUGACCAUCCAGAUUCCCGUUCCCUCUUUGUGUCCUUCUCGAUCCUGCCAGAACUCUGCGUGGUUCUGCGUCAUCACUGCAAAGACCAGGACAUCUGUACCAACAUUUCCAGGAUAUACAGCAAACUCUCCUCUUACUCUGAGUGCCGCCUCGCUCUGGCCCAGACCCCCGACUGCUACCAGCUAUUUUUAGAUUUGCUAAGUAAACAUCACCAAAAGCAGGACCUGGUCGUGCGCCUGCUUUUCACGCUGGGGAACCUCACGGCUAAAAUGGACGAGGCUCGGCGGCAGCUCUUCCAGUGCCAGGGCUGUGCAGACACGCUCCUCCGGCUGUACGACAGCUAUCAGCGGAGGCGGAGGGAGGACGUCCCGCCGCCCAGCACGCCUCCCGCUCCACCUGAACGCGUGCAGGAUGAUGUGCUGGUGAAGCUGGUGAGGGUGCUGGCCAACAUGUGCAUCCACCCGGCUGUCGGUCCAGCACUGGCAAACAAUGCAACCUGCAUUCAGCUUCUGAUGGAGACUCUUGAGUUGAGGUCCGUGCAUGAGAGCGAGGAGCUGCUGGUGAAUGUAGCCGCCACCAUCAACAACCUGUCUUUCUACCAGGACGACAGCUCUGCAAUCAGCCACAGUCAACUCAGCAUCGCGCAGUUGAUGCUGAAGCUGGUCCUCAGCUCCAGCAUGGACGCCAUGCUGGAGGCCACCCGCGUGUAUGGAAACCUGUCACAGUCCAAGGAUGUGCGGGAUGUUAUCAUGCAAAACAGAGUGUUCCAGUUUGUGGUGACGCUGCUCGACUCAAAAAGCACCGAGAUGUGUUUCUCAGCCUGCGGGGUCCUGACUAACUUGGCUCUGGACCCUCCCAACAGGGUCAGUCUCUCACUAGAGGGGGCUGCGACCAAGCUGGUUGACUGCCUGAGAGACCUCGGAGCAGGUGACUGGCAGCUAGCGGGGCAGGUUUGUCAGGCCUUGUGGAAUAUGAUUGGCGGAGGAGCCGAGAAGCUGCUGGACGCACAGGAGAGCGAGGCCCUGCUGGAGAUCCUGUCUACUUACUUGGAUAAAGAAAAGGCCCUGAAAUGGAUAGAAAAUGAAGAUGUGAAGGACUUUCACAGAGCAUGCUGGGAGUUGGAGUUCCUACCUGUAGCCCAAAAACUAAUGAAGUCCCUGACAGCCUGACAUGAAGACGUUCAGAAGCUGCUGGACACAGGAGAGAGAGCUAAGUUAAGAGGUUUACUGCAUGCAGAGGUUAUAUAUCGAUCCACAUACAGUAAUAUAUGUCAAACAAUGACCUGCAGUUUAAGGUGGUUGUGCGGUGAAGUCAAUUCAGCGUGAAGUCGUGUGACUUACAGCUGAGUCACUUGUGGAAAUCAGUGGGAAAACUCCCUCAUGUAGCCUCAUCCAUCCAUGACCUCACGCUCUGGUCUGCAUUUUGAUUAAAACCAAGUUCAAGCUGACAGUUGAUGCUAUAAAACUUUUACAGCCUGUCGUCAACAGGUCAUUUGUGCUUUUGGUCAAUAGAUUUUAAUGUAAUUAUGCAAUAUAAACUAAACAGUCUAAGUGGAUAAAAAGCUAGAAAAUAUGUGUGGAUAUGAGAAUUACUACAUUGUUUCUAGAUUGUUUUUGUUGCGGUGGCUAAAUUAUUAUGUUGUUUAUUUAUAUUCUUGACUCCUUUUAUUUGUUCAGUUUUUACUUUUAACGCACUUUAAUUUUCACACUCAUUAAUCUUGAAGACCUCAUUUCAGAUUCUCUCACCUGUACAGACGUAAUACAACACUUGGUGCAAGCGCUGACCUCUUGUACCACAGGCUUGAUCUGUGUAAAGACAGCUGGUAGUUUCCUGGAAACGAGGUUGGCCUCGUCCUAAUAAAUGCGUUAGCUGUGCUCAUGCGCAACUUUUACAAAACAAGGCAUUUCUUUGUUCCAGGAAACUUCUCUGGACAUUACUUUAAAAUCUAUCGGACUUUAAAGACCCAUAAAACACAAGCAUUACCAGGUAGUUUCACGAUAGCGUAAUCUUGAAAAGAGAUGACUACAUGGAACUGACCUCAUGAACAGACCUUUUACUGUCGGUUUACUGUGACUUGUGCAUAAUAAAAAAAUAACGUGUUUUGCUUGAGAAAGCCUUUAUUGUUGUACAGAUAUGGGGCCAGGCUGUGCUUACAAGUUACACCAAGUAGCCUAAAGUACAGCUUUUCAAAAGUCACAUCAUUAUUACACUGAAACAAAGAACCGGCUCUUAAUGUAACCCCCCCCCUUAGAUUUCACACAAGUGACCUUAAACACAAGCACAAAACAACCCAAGCCGUCAGCCUGAGCUGAGGACAGACAUUGUUCUCUACAUAGACAUUCUCAGGUUGAUGUGAGAGACAACUGGUUUUCCACAAUCCUUUCACCGCCGCGUACUGUAUGAUCAGAGCCACUGAUAUCUGAAGGCAGUGCGGUCACUGGGCUUCUGCUGGUGAUUGUGUGGUGACAGACAGGCUGAAUGCCGUUCAGACGCACCGCCGGCCUCGUGGGAACAGUUACACUUAACUCGGGAGCAAAAGGACGAAGAGGUAGGGUGUCACAGGACCUCCCCUCAUCUCCAACCAAAUGCUGGUCAAGACCAAAAGGAGACUUUGACCUCGAUCGCACCACAGAAGCAGAGGCCGUGAUGUGAUUCCCAGUGAGUCAUACGGGUCUCAAGCUCAUACAGUAAAACUAAAUUCCCAGAACCCACAGAUGAGACUACACUAGUUCCCUGUGGUCAGUUUACUGUUAAGGAAGUCAGCGUUAACGCAUACUGGGGAUAAGAUUGUUAGAAUAACACCAUGUCCAAAAUGAUUGAUCCUCUUCACAACGCUAAAACAUGCUGUCUAACUCUAACGAGCACGGCUCGUUUCCUGUACUUGAGCAUCUGAAGAGUGGAACUUAGCUGAUGGUGACACUGAUCGAGCCAUGACUGAUUCCUAAAAGGUGUCGGGAUCUCCCACUUCUAACAUAUUUGAUGAAGAAUGAACCGGUUCGGGAGAAAGCUACAAAUGAUACACAAUUCAAUAUCAUAGUUUUAUUUUUUUCAACGUUUUCAUAUUUUUUUUCAUAUAAAAACAUGUCAGUAACUGACAUCAGUCAGAAGUUUGGAAAAAAAAAUCUCCACUUCCUCUCAAAACCACGUCCAAAUGUACCAUCGUCCUCGUCCUCCUCGCGGAGACGGCACUCAUUCAUCUGUCUGAGUCUCUCAAACCAACCUCAGAAGAAUGCACUACUAAUGGAUUUAGUAAACAAAAACAAAACAGCAGAGGUCUCGCACCCCUGUUCAAAAAAACAGAAGCUGCUUUGCACUGGUUAGAUUCCCCCUGAGAGGAAAUAAGCACAGCUACAACCUUUUGCGCUCAACGGUGUGGACCGCCGCGUUCCGACCAACGGGAACGCGGCCGCCCGGAAACAGUCCCUGCUCUAAAGAGCACUUCUUAUGAUUCAUGGAGAAAAACAGAAGAGGUAUUCAUUUACUGGUAAAUUCACAUCAACCAGGCAGCUGGGACGAGCGGAAGACAGAGAAGGUGUGGUUGGAACAACCGGAAGCCAGUCCCACCUGUUGAACCUGGAUCCCAACGCUUUGAUUACCUUUUCUAUUUGUCCCCUGCACAAUUACCAGAAAUAUAAAGAUAUAAUCAUCAACCGAUGAACGGUCAUCUCACAAUAACAGAGAGCUACAGCAGAAGCAAGAAGUCUUUCCUUCAAAGUGCCUCGCUUUUUUUUUUUUUUUUGACACAUGAAAUUUUUCAGACCUUUUAUCUCCAUUAUUCGUGUGAAACACCAACAUUCACACCCCAGUCAUCAUCAACACAGGACACAUCCACACACGUACAGUCAAAGUCUAAACGGGCUCAGACAGUGUUCUUUGAGUUUCUUCCCAACACCUGUAUGGUAUUCACACACUCCUUGGGUUAGCUUACAUCGACAUUAGAGGUUUGGGGGUGGGGCCAUAAGAAAAGAGGAGGGGAGUAAUGCAGUGGAUUUCUAAUGGACAGGGGCUUAGAGGACGGGAGGGGGGUCGGGGUGAUUUGGGGAUCAAUAUGAUCCCACUGAAUACAACAUGGGAGCAGCAGCAGCAGCACGUGUGAACACUGUGCUGGAUAGUUCAGGCACACAUUAAAAAAAAAAAAAAAAAACAA